This is a messenger RNA of Varanus komodoensis (Komodo dragon), 1989 nucleotides long. RefSeq names its product HLA class II histocompatibility antigen, DR alpha chain-like. Gene Ontology annotation, molecular function: MHC class II protein complex binding. The transcript is spliced from 5 exons. Gene Ontology annotation, cellular component: MHC class II protein complex; membrane. The coding region runs from base 63 to 818 and encodes 251 amino acids. The record is from RefSeq and is a predicted model, not a curated record. Gene Ontology annotation, biological process: antigen processing and presentation of exogenous peptide antigen via MHC class II; positive regulation of T cell activation; immunoglobulin production involved in immunoglobulin-mediated immune response. Lineage: Eukaryota; Metazoa; Chordata; Lepidosauria; Squamata; Varanidae.
CAGACUCCCCGUGGCCCAGAGUUCUGCUGCGUCUGCCCUGUGCCUGGCCUGAGGGAGCAAAGAUGUGGGGAAGCGUCCUGUGCCUGGCGCUGCUGAUCCUGCUGGGCGCUGAGCCUGGGCGAGGAGACGACAUCCUGUCGCAGGUGGCCUUCGUCCAGCGGACGCUGGAGUCCCCCAAGGGCCCGGCCGAGUUCAUGUUCGAGUUCAACGACGACGAGAUCUUCCACGUGGACCUGGACGCCAAGGAGACCAUCUGGCGGCUGCCCGACUUCAAGGAGUUCACCAGCUUCCAGGCCGAGGGCGCCCAGGGCAACAUCGCCGUGCUGCGCUCCAACCUGGACAUCCUCAUGCGGCGCUCCAACAACACGCCUGCGGAGAGCGUUCCUCCGAAGGUGACCGUGUACCCCGAGAAGCCGGCGGAGGUGGGGGAGCCCAACAUCCUGAUCUGCCUGGUGAGCGGCUUCUCCCCGCCGGAGGUGGGCGUCACCUGGCUGAGGAAUGGGCAGGUGGUGACGGACCGGGUGGAGGAGACCGACUUCUACCCCAACAAGGACAACUCCUUCCGCAUGUUCUCCUACAUGACGUUCAUCCCGGGCAGGGGCGACGUGUACGUGUGCCGGGUCGCCCACUCGGGCCUGGAGCAGCCCUUGGACAGGGAGUGGAAUCCCAACAUGCCGGAGCCCCUCCCGGAGACGACGGAGAACGUGGUGUGUGGCCUGGGCCUGGCGGUGGGCAUCGUGGGCAUCAUCGCGGGCACCGUCCUCCUCGUCAAGAGCCGGCAGCUGAACGGAAACCGCUUCCGCCAGGGGCCCUUGUAAAGCAGGCCCCGUGAGACGUGCUCCGCCUCGCCUUGCUUCGCUCCGCCUGGGCUUCCAAGGGUCUCUCCGCACCAGCACGGCUCCCCUCCCGGCCACGUGCCCGCGCAUCGCUCUGCAGUGCCCUCCGGCCAGAGGGCUCUGCCGGCACCCCUCUGGCCUCUCCCCACCUCCCUCGGGGCGCACAUGGCUCCCCCCUGGCAGGGCCGAGGCGGCUCCCCUUCCACCAGUGCCCCUCGGAGCCCCGGGGAGGGCUGCCUCGUCCCCCUUCGGCUUCUCUCCCGCCGGGCGCGCAAGGGGCUUUCUGCCUCUGCGCACAAGGCUUGCGUUCUGAGUAUCUCCCUCCCAGGCCCCGCUCGGAGCCCCCUCCAGCCUCAUCCUUGGCUCUGUUCGGACAACACAAGAACCCACUCUGGAGGGCUGGGCGUGGGCUGGCACGGAAAGGCACUCCCCUGUGGUCUGAACCCAACCGCGCUAACGCCCCACGGCCCGGGAGCCAUGAACAACCCAUGAAGAGAAUCCAGGGCUUAUUCCUGGGCUGUGAACUGCAGAUCGCUCGCGUGGCAAAGCCAUGUGGCACCAACAGUGCAUGGCUCCCUUGCAGCCCCGCCUGAGCGUGGUUAUUGUGUCGUCUGGACACAGUCCAUGCCCACGAGACGAGAUCUGGGCAGCGGGGAGUGGCGUGAACGGCUGCCCUCCGUCACCGGGCCAGGGUAUUUCUGCUUGAUGCCCUGGAGGUGCCACUGAUGUGGGCUCAUUCGUGACACUGCGAAGCGUCAGAGUAGAAGCCGCCCUCUCCGAAUCGGUCGCAACCCCCUCUGGCCGGGGCGAAGCGAGGGAGCCUCCGGCCGCCCCAUGUAGCUGUGUGUGUACACCCGGCCCUCCUCCUCCCCCAUAGCUGAUUUUACCCAGUGAGAGAGACGGUGAAGAACUGGUAGGAAAGGACGGGUGGCCCAUGGGGAGGAGGAAACAUCUGGGCCCCCAAAAUAUCUCGCCAACAAGGCUGGCAGUGACACCACAAACCCUCUGGCCGCACCCCGAGAGGGGCCCUUUUCUUGUGCUGGAGGGCAGUCGACAGAACAACUUCCUGUGGGACGUGGGCACCGGGCCCCUUUCCUCUUGCGUACUUCUGCACUGGCAGUUUCCUGAAUAAAUCACAAGGUGUUUGUCUCCA